This is a messenger RNA of Brassicogethes aeneus, 561 nucleotides long. NCBI's taxonomy places the organism in Eukaryota, Metazoa, Arthropoda, Insecta, Coleoptera, Nitidulidae. The record is from the annotation of a GenBank genome assembly.
AUGGCAACCAUAGCAACUAAAGUCAAAGGUCCUGGCUAUUGGGGUCUGAUGAAUCCACAAUGGAACAUGUGUUCAAAAGGCAGACGGCAAUCCCCAAUAAAUGUAGAACCAGACAAAUUAUUAUUUGAUCCUUUAUUAAGGCAUAUACACCUUGAUAAGCAUAAGGUUAGCGGUAUGUUACACAAUACUGGCCAGUCUUUGGUGUUUAGGGUAGACAAGGACACAAAACAACAUGUUAAUAUAUCUGGAGGUCCUUUGGCCUAUAGGUAUCAGUUUGAAGAAAUCUACAUACAUUAUGGUAUAGAAAAUCAACAAGGUUCUGAACACCACAUACAUGGGUAUUCAUUUCCAGCAGAGAUCCAACUAUAUGGUUUUAAUAAGGAAUUGUAUCAUAAUAUGUCAGAGGCGCAGCAUAAAUCACAAGGAAUUGUUGCAAUAUCGUUAAUGGUGCAGAUUGGUGACACGCCUAAUCCAGAGCUUAGGAUCAUUACAAGUGUUUUUAAUAAAGUCCAAUAUAAGGUAAUGAUAACUUAUGGUAUGAAUACUUCAGCAAUCAAGUAA